ACCACCGGGUGUUGAUGUCAGUGUCACGAAACGAAAGUUGAUAAUUGCGGUAGUUGACGCAUUACUAAUUCUGUCCAGUAGCAGUUUAUUAUUUGUUUUGUUUCGAUUUACAGUCAUUGACUCGGGAACCAGUACUGUAGUAAGUUUUAUUGUAGUAAGAGAUAUUUAGCAGCGCGAGCUACCGGCAUGUAACGUUAGAUAUUUAAACCCUGGUGCCUAUUCUGAUGUUGUGGUGUCAGAAUACUGUUGGCUGUCUUGCCAAUUUUUAAUCAUUCUUUUAUACUCGUGGACCGAAAAUAAGGACUAAACUGCUAAGUGGAUACUUUACAUCCCUACCGAAACUGCUGCUUCAAGAAGUCGUGUGAAGGCUUUACAUUAAUAAGGCCAUGGCAGAAGAAAACACCCAGUUCUGCAGUAAUUGCAAACAUGACAUUCCAGAAUCCAACUUUACAACACACGAGAUUCACUGUCGGAGGAACAUUGCUCUGUGUGAUGUGUGCCAGGAGCCUUUACCUCGGGCUGAACUUGUUCAGCACAAAGAGCGGGAUCAUGCAGAGGAACAAUGCAAAUGUGGAAUGAAGAUAGAGAAGAGAUUCAUGGACACCCACCAGAGGUCUGAUUGCAGUCACCGAAUGGUCCCGUGUCAGUUCUGCGAUCUGGAGCUGGCAUUUUGCCAGUCUAAAGAGCACGAGGACUACUGUGGGACCCGCACCGAGCCCUGCCCAGUCUGCAAGUUUAAUGUUAUGUUGAGGGAGCGAGACAUUCAUCCAGCCCUGUGCGGUAGCUUGACCCCACCUCAGGAGAGGAACAGCAUUAGGUCAGGGUCCCAGUCUCCUGGAGCAUGGUUUGAGACACACUCCAUCCAUAACCUGUUGAGGGCCCAGGAGAGGACCCACAAUAAUAACAACACCGGGGCAGCAGACCGCAGGGGUCCACCAAGACCCUUGGAGGACAGACUGCACAAUAGCACCAGAGGAACAGUGUGGGGAGGAACCCGGAGGAAUGCAGAAACGAGGAGCAAUGCCUUUGCUUACUAUAAAAAGAACCCUGUCGCUCUGCUCAUUUCCUCAGUGCUGGAUCAGGAAGCAGAGAUGGGGAGCAACAACAACAGCCUGCUGUGGUCUCUCGGCCAGCUGCCAGGCUAUGACUCUUCCAGUCUAGACUACAUGCUGGCCCUCAGCCUGCAAAGUGAAGGUGACUUGGAGGACCCUGGGGCUCAGGAGGGUGUGUGGACUGAUGUGUGGGACCAUCGUCUUGGAAGGACACCAGCCCACAGCAAUCUCGCUUCCCAGCUCUCUUCCAGCGCUAACAACAACAGCACUGCAGCUCCCCCUAAAACCAAUACAACCUCAGGCCAUAGCACUUCCUCAAACAUCAUGCUGCCUUGCGAGUUCUGUGAAGUGCUCUUUCCAGAAGAAGACCUUAUCUUACAUCAGACCGGGUGUAGCCCUGCCUCUGCUAUCGCUUCCUUCAGUAAACAGCUUCCCUCUCUUCACUAUGAAGACAUCAUCACUCAAGACGCUGGUCAAGUCAUUCCUCCCCGCACGCCUAGUCCGCCCACCCUGCCACUUUCUGUUUCGCCACUCCUAUACAGUUCUUCCCCCAGCCCUGAUGAGGGCGACGUGCUCAUUCCUUGUGAGUUUUGUGGUGUUGCCUUGGAAGAGAAUGUGCUGUUUCACCAUCAGGAUAAAUGUGACCUCCGGCCUCACAUGGCUUAUUUAGUAGAUGGAGCGUCUCCACGUAAACCACACCACAAAGAGGCUCCUGAGAGAAGAUCUCCUGAGAGGCAAAGGAGGGUGAGACAUCAAGCUGACCCAGGUGAAGAGCUUUCUCAACAGACAGCUCAGGGGUGGCAGAGAGGCACCUCAGCUUUUGACCAAUGGAAGCCCUCUGCUUAUGAUUACACUAAGAACACUAAUGCUGAGCAGCAGGUGAAAAGCAGGAUCCAAAGGCGCAAAGUUGAUGAGGCUAUUACCUUUCUAAACGAUAGCCCCAGGUCCCAUACUGCAGGCACUUCUGGACCUACACAGAGAGGAAGACUGGAAGGUCGAAUGAGUGAGAAAAACACAGAGACACCAAAGGUGCCUAAAAACCAUAAUAUCGAAAAAGAGGAGGAAUAGAGCAGAUCAACCAAAUUUCUGAACCUUGGUCACUGAAAUCUCUUUACUAUUGUUUAAAGUGUAUAUGUCUUUGGCCUGAAAAUAUAUUUGUGUAAUUGCACUAGUCUUUCUCUUUUUUUUCUAGUGUUUGUAUGUCAUUUCAAAUGUUUAUGAUUUAGGCUUUUUAAUAUUCAAUCGUUUAAAGUAAUACUUUGAGAAACUGUUUUAUAUGUUGUUGAAAAUAUGGUUGUAUAAAAAUAACAAAUGUGAUUUUUUUUUACAGUGCAGUUACAAAAAAAUCUCAUAAGUGAUAAGAUUUAUACAUUUUGUUGUAUUGUAAAGCUUUGCUAUAGCAUAUACACUCACCUAAAGGAUUAUUAGGAACACCAUACUAAUACUGUGUUUGACCCCCUUUCGCCUUCAGAACUGCCUUUUCUACGUGGCAUUGAUUCAACAAGGUGCUGAAAGCAUUCUUUAGAAAUGUUGGCCCAUAUUGAUGGGAUAGCAUCUUGCAGUUGAUGGAGAUUUGUGGGAUGCACAAAGCUCCUGUUCCACCAUAUCCCAAAGAUGCUCUAUCGGGUUGAGAUCUGGUGACUGUGGGGGCCAGUUUAGUAAUGUGAACUCAUCGUCAAGUUCAAGAUACCAAUUUGAAAUGAUUCGAGCUUUGUGACAUGGUGCAUUAUCCUGCUGGAAGUAGCCAUCGGAGAAUGGGUCCAUGGUGGUCAUAAAGGGAUGGACAUGGUCAGAAACAAUGCUCAGGUAGGCCGUGGCAUUUAAACGAUGCCCAAUUGGCACUAAGGGGCCUAAAGUGUGCCAAGAAAACAUCCCCCACACCAUUACACCACCACCAUAAUUGCAUUAAUGAGAAAUUGAACAGGUGUUCCUAAUAAUCCUUUAGGUGAGUGUACUGUUCGAUAGUCUAUUCAAUUGGCAUUGUUGGUAUUUUGAGAUUUGAUUUAAUGAUACAUCCACUACAUUUCAUUUGGUCACCUGUCACUUUUCAAUAAAAGGAGGGAUAACUAUCCCAAUGAUUUGCCUUCUAUUAA
Triplophysa dalaica is the source of this 3145-nucleotide messenger RNA. RefSeq names its product TRAF-type zinc finger domain containing 1 (gene trafd1). The transcript is spliced from 11 exons. Lineage: Eukaryota; Metazoa; Chordata; Actinopteri; Cypriniformes; Nemacheilidae. Gene Ontology annotation, molecular function: zinc ion binding. The coding region runs from base 387 to 2120 and encodes 577 amino acids. The record is from RefSeq and is a predicted model, not a curated record.